Molecule: messenger RNA, 2019 nt
Organism: Tarenaya hassleriana
Lineage: Eukaryota; Viridiplantae; Streptophyta; Magnoliopsida; Brassicales; Cleomaceae
Product: agamous-like MADS-box protein AGL30
Exons: 13
Coding region: 262-1545 (427 amino acids)
Biological process (GO): regulation of transcription by RNA polymerase II
Molecular function (GO): DNA-binding transcription factor activity, RNA polymerase II-specific; protein dimerization activity; RNA polymerase II cis-regulatory region sequence-specific DNA binding
Source: RefSeq, a predicted model, not a curated record
UGUUUCGCUUGUAAUAACAAAAGGACAACAUGAGCCGUUGUCCGUCUGUACGGACUCAGAGCCACCGGUUCUCCGCCGCUUCGCCGACUGCUUCGGCUUUACGUCGCUGUCGGAGCCGUCGCCACGUGCGGUUUUACGAAUUAAUUGUUAAUCAAAUCGACGGUCAAGUAGCGCCACGUCAUCAUCAAUCUGGUAAUUGAAGAAAGAAACGCGGGGAAAUCGUUGCUGUUCUGUUAAAAGGGAAAGAGGGAGAGGGAAGAAAUGCAGGGAGGGAUCAUCCCUAUUCUCUUGCUUGAAUCCCUUACGACCGAUUUUGUCGGUCACCCGGUCGUCCCAACCCUAGCUCUAUUUCUUCUCUUCUGCCCCCAUUCUCUCUCUUCUCUCCCUAAUCGAUCCUUCGCUUUCUCCGUUUCGGGCAAAGAUCUUCGGAUUUGUCUCUCGCUCCGUUUCACAUGUUCUUGUGCCGGGAUGGGUCGUGUGAAGCUAAAGAUAAAGAAGCUGGAGAACACGAACGGCCGUCAAGCUACGUUUGCGAAAAGGAAACAUGGAAUCAUGAAAAAGGCUAAUGAAUUGUCGAUCCUUUGCGACAUUGAUGUCGUUCUCCUCAUGUUCUCUCCCUCGGGAAAGCCUUCUCUGUGCAGCAGAAAACACAGCCUCGAAGAGGUCAUCACGAAGUUGGCUCAACUCACUCCUCAGGAAAGGGCAAAGAGGAAGUUAGAGAGCCUUGAGGCCUUGAAGAAAACAUUCAUGAAGCUCGAUCAUGAUGUUAAUAUCUCGGAGUUUUUCGGGAGAAGUAAAUCAACCUAUGAGGAGGUAACUAACAGAGCCAAGAUGCUGCAGAUGCAACUAUCAGAAGUACAUACGAGACUAAGCUAUUGGACUGAACCAGAGAAGAUUGAUAGUAUCGAUGAUCUGGGUCAAAUGGAAAAUGCUCUAAGGCAGAGUCUUGAUCAAGUUCGUGCCCAUAAGGAGAACAUGCAGCAGCAGCAGCAGCAACUUAUACACUUGGAUGGCAAAAAUGAGAUACAGAGUGAGAUGCCUUUAUCAUUCGGGAUGGACUCCGAGCAGCAGUUUCAGCCACUCUCGUGGGUACAUAAUGACGGAAGUAUGAACAUUUCUCUACAAGAAGAUCCCAGUUUGCUUCAUCACAGGGAAAUGGCAUGUUCCGCCAGUUCAUCGCUGGGAAACUACUCAGGACUGUUCGGAACAAGUAAAAGUCCAGAUUUAUCGAAUUCGGGUAUAGAAAACUGCGUAGGGAGUGAAUUCACCGGAAGUUGCACCGACCCGAAUAAUCUGAUGAUGAACAGCAACAACCAAUACCCUUCAAUGGCCUACAACCUCAGUUUCUUGAACGAUCCAAAGCUGCAGCAACUAGCCGAGUGGAAUCUGCUCGGAAGCCCUGCCGAUUAUUACGUUAGCCAGAUCCUGGAAGCUUCAAGACCGCAAUUCAACAUGGAUUCCGGAAACUGGGCUUCCUCCGCAUCUGUUAUACCUUGUUCUGUUUCUGGUUAUGAUGAUCCUCUCUUCUCACGGCAACCGAACUGAGAAUCAUUGCCGGAAUCCAUGGCGUUUCUUGAAACCUUUGCCCAUCUGUGAGGAGGGGCAGAACACGAGCCAAGCUCCAUUGUCGAACGUGGGUUCUUUCCUCAUUUGCCAAACCCGGAAGCCAUAAGAGCAGAUAAUAUCUAUAUAUAUCUAAUACAUAUAUACACACAAAGGAAAGUUACGUAAGAUACACGGCAUAUCCAGAAGCGUAGUCACGUCAUAUAUUUUCACCAGAGCGGGUUAUUUUUAUUUUUUUUUACCUCACUUGUUCAAAUCGUCACACCGUAAUAAUUUUUCUCAUAUACGUUUCCGUUUCUUUUUUUUUUCUUUUUCUUUUUCUUUUUAGUGUCUUCCAUAUUUACGUUACAAAGCAUAAUAACUAGAGAGAGAAAGAGAGGGGCUUCUAAUCCCUUAGCAUUAUGUAAAUAAAUACCUUAUUACAUUUCCUUUAACCCAAUAAUUUCAGUUCGUUUC